Messenger RNA from Bactrocera neohumeralis, 1861 nucleotides. RefSeq names its product coiled-coil domain-containing protein 22 homolog. Bases 134 to 1810 code for a protein of 558 amino acids. The record is from RefSeq and is a predicted model, not a curated record. NCBI's taxonomy places the organism in Eukaryota, Metazoa, Arthropoda, Insecta, Diptera, Tephritidae. Gene Ontology annotation, biological process: positive regulation of ubiquitin-dependent protein catabolic process. The transcript has a single exon. Gene Ontology annotation, molecular function: cullin family protein binding.
UGUUAACGAUUUGUAUACCUUUGUAAGAGGAAAUAAUUGUAAAGUUAGUAAAAACCAUCGUAAAGGGGGUGAAAACCAUAGAUAAAGUAAAAACAGACAUCUUCAAAAAUAAAGUAACAUAACAAAUAUACUAAUGGAAGAAGUUGAUAAAAUUAUUGUUCAGUCGCUAAAGCAGAUCGGUUGUGAUAUUAGUUAUGAUUGUACGAUGGGCGAUUUUACUCCAACACUUUUGGUGGACACAGUGUCAAAAUGCUUACAAAAGAUUCAACCAUCUUCGAGAUAUAUACCACUCACACUGCCUGAAGGACUUGCAAUGGCGCAGAGAUUCUCCAUAGCUACUACAUUGUCUUCAAUUAUAUCUACGCUUAACUAUCGUGCGGAUAUUGGAUAUCAAACUUUCCUAUACCCCAACGAAGUAGAUGUUCGGAAACUGUUAAUGUUUCUUAUUGAAAAAAUUCCCCGCGAUGAAGAAGCACCUACAACCGAAGUGGGAAAUUUGCCAUGUAAUAUAGAAAUAUGGAGAAAAAAUAUUAAAGAAUCAAUAUUGGAUGGAUUGCACAAACCAUGGACACCGCAAUUCUGUAGAAAUUUAGGAAAUGCUCGAAAUUUUGGAUGUAGUGGUCAGAUAACCAACUUCAAACCACAUCAUAACUUAAUAUUUGUAGUUGAAAACUCGUUAUCUUCACAAAAAGGCCCCUGUUCUCAGCAUAAAACAAUAACAGUUUUUCAACAAACAGCUACACAAAAAUUCGACCUAAUAAGCACAAUUUUACAUCAGAACUCUAUUGAUUUAUAUGUAGGCAAGCCAUGUAGCCACGAAAAUCAACCAAAAUUUGUACCAAAGCAAAAUCAAACCGUGACUGCUCUGUCAAAAUCGGAAAGUUUUGUUUUAAAAAAUGCAACAGACGUAUCGCCUAUUAGCAAUCUCACAGAAGAGAUUAAAAAUUUUAAAGAUCAAAACGCUAAUAUUUUAGCAAUACGAAAAACGUUAACAAAAAAUAUAAAUACAAUUAAAAAUGAACAAGUAGAAGCGCAGAAUGAAUUGGAAAAUAUGCAAGCAGAAGUCAAAAUACAUGAACGCGCUUGUCUUGUUUUAGAUAAUCCAAAAGAAAACACAUCUAAAUUGGAAACUCUUAUUCGAAGCACUUUAGAGCGUCGAAAAAAUCUGGAUCAGCAAUGGCAAGAAUUCCGAAAGCCAAUGUUGAAUACUAUUGAAGGCCUGAGAACUGCUAAACAUUUACUAAAAACUAAGAAUGUAAAAGAAUUUCAGGAAACAAUUAAACAAUUAGAGAUAGCAUUAGAAGAUAAGAAGGCUCAACAAAAACAACUUGCCACAGAACUGAGAAUGAUUGCAAAUGAUGGGGCAGCUCCCCGUAAAGAAUAUAUAAAUAGAAUAUUGGAGUUUAUUUCGAAUAUACGAAAACAACGAAACGAUAUUUAUAAGGUUCUAGAUGACACUCGGGAUUUGCAGAAACAGCUAAACUCUUUAUCGGCCCAAUUACAGCGGCAAUUCUGUUAUACGGAUGAUUUGCUCUUUCAGACUGCCAAACACGAUGUACAUUCAAAAGUUGCGUACAAGCUUCUUGCCACAUUACAUUCCACUUGCAAUGAACUUGUUGAACUCGUUUCAAAAACAGGAAAUGUAACUAAUACAUCACGAGAAAUAGAAGUUCAGAUAGAUCGUGAAAAAACAAAGAAUGUAACUGUGCGUUUACAACAAAUAACAGAAGACAUAGAAAAUUUUGGUAAUUUAAUACAAAAUCUGCGAACUGAAAUUCACGAUAUAGAAAACGAAAUUUCGAAAGCUUGAAUCACAAAGUAGUUAUACUUAUAUGGAAUUAAUAUUGGAGAUCAUAUUGUU